Drosophila serrata is the source of this 1070-nucleotide messenger RNA. RefSeq names its product transmembrane protein 179. The record is from RefSeq and is a predicted model, not a curated record. NCBI's taxonomy places the organism in Eukaryota, Metazoa, Arthropoda, Insecta, Diptera, Drosophilidae.
AUAGGCGCAACAACCGAAGAAGACUAUAGUUUACCCCUGGAAUUGUUUUAUUAUUAUUUUUGGGUAAAAACGCAAAAUGGCCUUGGCCAAUGUGCUGCAGCUCAGCCAAAUCGCUGGCCAUGUCAUCCUAUUCAUAUUGUCGCUGUGCAUCGUUGUGCCGCUGUUCAUCAACCUCGACCAAUUCUGCGGACACUGUCUACUCUUCACGACUGGCAAAUGGCGGGAGGAGGACGGCAUGUUCGACGUCCAGUGGGCCUCUACUGGCUUCUGCAACUUCCCGCUGAUCACGGGAGUCUUCCUGCUCAUUAUCUCGGUGGUGCAGAUAUAUCGAUAUGCCCGAAUGAAGGAGGAGGCCUCGUUUAUAGCUCUGUUCAUUGAUGUGGUCUUGGGCAUUUGGAUGCUGGCCAUGUCCAUUUUGUCAGCCAUAAUCAUCACGCUGGGCUUCAUCGUUUGGUGCGACGGCAUGACCGAGCGCUUCCCGUCCUGCGCUAUUUCCGCCGGCCAGAACAUCAUCCGCGGUGACACCGAAAAGAUUAACACUUCUGGCUUUUACAUCGAAAUGGGCACCACUCAGUUUGGUGCCUGGGGAUCGUUCGCAAUAUCCGUUGGCAUCGGCGUCAUCGCAUUGUUAAAGCUCAUCGACAACCAUCAGGUGCGCAACAUCAAGGUGUCCAUGUAUUUGGAGCGCCAGCGUCUGGUGAAUCAGCAGCAGUACGACGGCAGGUCAACUCCCCCCAUUGCCUCGAACAUCUCGUCCGACUCAGAGCAGAACAAAUAGUUGGCGUUUGUUGUCAGCAAUAGCCAGCAAUUCGUAAUUCUCUACGUAUUCCUCAUGAUUUGCGUUUUAAUCAUUAUCUGUCAUUUGGUCCUCGUCCUUAUCAUCGAGGCAGAAACCCAUCAGCGACACAACCUUUAUAUGUAGCGCAGUUUAAAAGCUAAUAUGUGAGCACUUACUAAAGAUAUUAGAGCUAUGAUUGAGCCAAGUUUACGUGAUAUGUAUUGUAUAUAUGUAUGUAUUUAAUCGAAUAUUCCAUGUUACUCAUAGUAAAAUAAAAUUAUGAUUAUUUAAA